AUACUUUUGCCUCCAAAUCUCCCCAAAUUCUUCGAGCUAGGACACGUAUUCACUCGCUUGAUCACUUCACACGCUUCUGCUGCUGCUGCUGCUGCUGCUUCUUCUCGAGGAGGAGUAAUUCCGUUUCGGUUAAAGCGGGCGUUUUUAGGAGUAAAGAUUGCAUUUUUUAGGAGAAAAGCUUGCGUUUUUUGGGGAUAAGAAAUCGCGAUCAGGAAAAGGCAUCUCGAGAAUAAUUAUUUAAGUACCCGGAGAGACGAGAGCGCGAGCAGUGUCGGGAAAUUCCCCCAAGGAGAGAUCUCUCCGUCUCCAUCCAUCCAUCCAUCCACCACCACCACCAGCUCUCUACCUUCACUGCUGAGGCGGCGGGCAUGUCGGCGUCGUCGUCGACGGUGGCCCCUGCAGCCGGAGGGGCAGGCGAGGAGGGUGCCGGUGCCGCCGCAGCGCAGCCGCAGCAGGCGGGGCCGGUGGAGAGGUGCAAGGGGGUGAACGGGCUCGAGAAGGUCGUCCUCCGGGAGGUCCGAGGCAGCUCUGCCGAGGUGUACCUGCAUGGUGGCCAUGUCACAUCAUGGAAAGAUGAGCAUGGAGAGGAGCUGCUUUUUGUUAGUAAUAAGGCCAUUUUCAAACCUCCAAAAGCUAUACGCGGAGGGAUACCAAUCUGCUUUCCUCAGUUUUCCAACUUCGGAAAUCUGGAACCACAUGGCUUUGCAAGGAACAGGACCUGGAGUACUGAAGAUGAUCCACCACCAUUUCCAGUACCAACCUCUAAUAAAGCUUACGUUGAUUUAAUCCUUAAAUCUACUGAAGAAGAUCUAAAGAUCUGGCCGCAUAGUUUCGAGUUCCGUCUGAGGGUUGCACUUGGACCUGGUGGAGAUCUGAUGCUGACCUCACGUAUAAGAAAUACCAAUGCUGAUGGGAAACCAUUCUCUUUUACGUUUGCAUAUCACACAUACUUUUCAAUAUCUGAUAUCAGCGAGGUACGAGUUGAAGGCCUGGAAACUCUGGAUUACCUAGACAACUUACAAGAAAGAAAUCGAUUCACAGAACAGGGCGAUGCAAUUGUUUUUGAAUCUGAACUAGACAGAAUAUAUCUGGGCACACCGUCAAAAAUUGCCAUUAUUGAUCAUGAGAAAAAAAGAACAUUUGUUGUGAGGAAAGGAGGCCUUCCUGAUGCUGUUGUUUGGAACCCUUGGGAUAAAAAGGCUAAGGCUAUGUCAGAUUUUGGGGACGAUGAAUAUAAACGCAUGGUAUGUGUGGAGGCAGCUGCUAUAGACAAGCAGAUUACUUUGAAGCCUGGUGAGGAGUGGACUGGAAAGUUGGAACUAUCUGCAGUUCCAUCUAGCUAUUACAGUGGUCAGCUGGACCCUGAUCGUGUUCUUCAGGAUUCUAAUGUCCCGGAAGAUUCAAUCAGUUAGUGUCCUUAGUAGAUAUGUAUCCAGGUAAACUAUUAUAUCAUAUGCAUAAGGGACAUUGGCAACAAGGAGUGUCAAAACGUUUCCUCCAUUCUAUUCAAAUCUUUGUUGUUUUUUGGCAUGCAUAUCUGAACUGAGGAAUUUCAAAUUUGAUUUAUGUUAUUGAGAUCCACAUAACUUGAGGGGACGGGUCAGUAUUCAUACCCUGUAUAUGGAUAUAUUUGAAGUGAGAAACAUCUUCAUUGGGUUGUAAAAUAAAUCAUUACCGUAUCUCUUUUUUGAUCGGC
This is a messenger RNA of Oryza brachyantha (malo sina), 1696 nucleotides long. Its product is annotated as putative glucose-6-phosphate 1-epimerase. The coding region runs from base 369 to 1412 and encodes 347 amino acids. Gene Ontology annotation, biological process: carbohydrate metabolic process. The transcript has 9 exons. The record is from RefSeq and is a predicted model, not a curated record. Gene Ontology annotation, molecular function: isomerase activity; carbohydrate binding. NCBI's taxonomy places the organism in Eukaryota, Viridiplantae, Streptophyta, Magnoliopsida, Poales, Poaceae.